Molecule: messenger RNA, 2231 nt
Organism: Teleopsis dalmanni
Lineage: Eukaryota; Metazoa; Arthropoda; Insecta; Diptera; Diopsidae
Product: serine/threonine-protein phosphatase 1 regulatory subunit 10-like
Exons: 6
Coding region: 273-1628 (451 amino acids)
Source: RefSeq, a predicted model, not a curated record
UUUUACUUUGCUUGUGGCAAGGGAUUUUAUUGUCGUGUUUGCUCUAAGAAACAAAUAAAAUCUUUUUACUAAAAUUAUAGAAUAAGUGUUGAUAUAUAUAUGAAAUUGCUUGAUAGCUGAAAAUAUAUUUUUUAAAUGCGAAUUUUUGCAUGUGAAUAUUGAUAUAAUUAAAGAGUGAAAGACUCACCGGUUGGAAGCAACGUAAAAGAAAAAAGCGUAUACAUAUAGUGCAUAUAACAUAAGUUAACUUGAUAUAUAUAUCAUAUCAUAAAAUGGAAGCAGUUCCAACAGCAGCUGUUGCACCAGUAAGUGGACCACCUGCGCCACGUGGAGGUUACAGAGGGCGCGGUGGCAUGCCUAUGCGCGGUUUUGACCGUGGUCGUCCAAGAGGUAUCGGACGUGGCCACUUUAUGGGUGGUGUUGGCCGUGUGGGGGGACCAGGUGGUAUGGGUGGUCCAAUGCCUCAAGGUAUGAUGGCUCCCAGAGGUAUGCGUAUACCCAGAGGUGGUCAAGGCUACCCUGGCCGUGGUGGGUUUAUGCCACGUGGAGGUGGUAUGCGUGGUGGUAGACCUCCAAUGUAUGCACAAACUGUGAAACAACAUUCAGGUGCAGACAAUAACAAGACAGUAUCACCAGUUCCAACCGCUACUGGAAAUACUACAACUACAGCAGACGAAGAAACGUCAGUUUCAACGUCUCCAACCACAGCGGUUGGCACAGCAAGUGGAACUAACUCAAUAUCUGCUCCUGUUAACACAAAUGGGUCAAAUGGUGGUAUUUCACAUCCUCGUGGUCCACCCCGUGGGGGUCGUGGCGGUUUCAUGAGAGGUGGCGGGCGUGGUGGCUAUAAUCCACAUCAUAGUAAUGGUGUAAUGCAUGGGUCAAUGGGCGGUGCACCUGAUCAUGGUGGUAUGCCAAUGCGUAGAGGUGGACCACCACGUGGACGUGGUGGAUAUGGUCAAAGCAUUAACCGUUCACCUCAUCAUCAUCAACAACACAGCGCUAACACGCAAAUAGCUCCAGUACCCACAUUGAAACGUGGUGCUAUAGGUGGUCAUCCCGGGCCAAAGCGUGGAAGAUAUGAAGGUAUACCAUAUUCACAACGCCCAAUGACACCAAAGUAUCAUCAACAACAACAACAUGUUGCAUCAAUGCCGCCACAAUCUAGCUAUGCAGCUCCACCCAGCCAUCAUGCGCAAACACACGGACAUCAUGGAUAUGCUUCUCAUGAUCAAAGCCAAGCAGUAGACCCGUAUGCACAGUCUUAUGCUGCACCAGUUGCACAGACUACAUACAAUGGCUAUGCGCAGAGCAGUGGUUAUGCCACCCAUGCACCAUCAGCAGCACAAUCAAGUACCAGUUAUGCAAGUCAUCAUGGUAGUGAAUAUGAUCAAAGUCACUAUCAGAAUUAUAACUCUGCAUAUGCUGCUCAAACUGAUACGCGCUAUCAAAGCUAUGGUCAAGAUUACACACAACAAUAUGGAGCGCCUGCAGUUGAUUACAAUUCAACAGCUCAAACUGAUUAUACACAGCAUGCAAGUCAACAAAGUUAUGAUGAACGCGCCUAUACUGGAUAUGAUUCGCAAGGUUACCAACAGAGCUACGCAAAUACCACUGGUUACUAUUAGUACGAGCAAUUGUAAUUUCUCUACAACGCUGUGCGUGUUCAAUUUAUGCUGCACCCAAAAACGGGGCAGUUAUCCAUUAUAUUCAAACAUAAACUAAAAUAAGCUUUUUAAUAAAUAAUUAUAAUAAAGCGAAAGGUAAUUAGGUAUACCAAAUAAACAAAAUUCAAACAGCUAAUAAUUUUAAGUAAAUUACUUACCUUAAACAUUUUGCUUCAAACUUCAAAAGUUAAAAAAAAAAAUAUGAACAAAAAACAAACAAUAGAUAAGAAUUUUGCUAUAAUAUUUAGCAUACACUAAUUACAAAAAAAAAAAAUUGUUGACUUAAUAGCUAAAUAAAUGCAUAAAUGAUAUGUGCAAAGUAAUGUAGAUUAAAAUUUAAUAAGGAUAUUAUAUGUUCACAUAUAAGAAUUAUUCUUUGUACUGGACAAAAGGAGUAACCUUACAUUAUUAACAAAACUACAUAUGAUAUAUAUAUCAUUAUUAAACCAAAUAGUAUAGUUACUCUGGCAUCAAUAUUUUUUUAAUAUUUUACGUUGGUAUUUUAUAAAUCAAGCUUAAUUGAUUUAUAGUUUAAGCUGACAUAAAUUAAAUAUCUACUUAAAA